Xyrauchen texanus (razorback sucker) is the source of this 3628-nucleotide messenger RNA. Its product is annotated as serine/threonine-protein kinase SBK1-like. The record is from RefSeq and is a predicted model, not a curated record. Gene Ontology annotation, molecular function: ATP binding; protein serine/threonine kinase activity. Lineage: Eukaryota; Metazoa; Chordata; Actinopteri; Cypriniformes; Catostomidae. Gene Ontology annotation, biological process: peptidyl-serine phosphorylation; peptidyl-threonine phosphorylation.
CAGCUAUGAGAGCAUUAUACAAAAGACAAGCGCAAGGCAGUGCAGUCGGCCGCCGGGGUGAGUGAGUUUUGGUGCGGCUGACCGUCUGAUUCUCUGACCUGCAAAUGCAGAUUAGAGAGACUCGCCGAAAUACCAUGAGAAUCGAUUCAGAUCCCUGAGACCCGCUGUAUUUCUGUCUAGAAACGGAAGCCCUGGUGUUUUGGACGUUUUUUAUGUAAGGCCCAGCGGUUGUCAGCAGCCUGUUCCCAUGCAAGAUGAGCUCGUCUCCUGUCGUAUACCAUGUUUCCGUUGACAUCCUGGAGGAACUGCAGCACUUUGCAGCUCAAAACCUGGAGAAGAUUGAGAUUAAUAAGUACUAUGAGGUCAUACGGGAGCUGGGCAAAGGCACCUAUGGGAAGGUGGACCUUGUCGUCCAUAAGAUCAGAGGCACCAAGAUGGCUCUGAAGUUUCUAAAGAAGAAAACAACCAAGUUGAAGAGUUUCUUAAGAGAGUACAGCAUCUCUCUUUAUCUUUCGCCAUGUCCCUUUAUAAUCAACAUGUUCGGCAUUGCAUUUGAAAUGGAGGAUUAUUACGUUUUUGCACAGGAGUAUGCCCCAUCUGGUGACCUGUUUGAUAUCAUUCCACCACAGGUGGGUCUUUCAGAACCAGUGGCUAAGCGUUGUGUCCAUCAAGUGGCCAUUGCUCUGGACUACCUCCAUUCAAAAAAGCUGGUGCACCGAGACAUCAAGCCCGAGAACAUCUUAAUCUUCGACAAAGAGUGCCGUAAGGUCAAGCUUUCAGACUUUGGCAUGACACGACGAGCUGGAUCACCAGUGAAGCGUGUGAGUGGAACCAUACCCUACACGGCCCCUGAGCUCUGUGACACGUCCAAACAUGAGGGCUUCUGCGUGGACUACAGCACAGAUGUCUGGGCCUUUGGAGUUCUGCUCUUCUGCAUGCUCACCGGCAACUUCCCCUGGGAGAAGGCAAUGCUGUCCGACACAUUCUAUGAGGAGUUUAUGCGCUGGCAGAGGCGACGGACAGGUACGGUGCCGUCACAGUGGCGCCGCUUCACGGAUGAAGCACUGCGCAUGUUUCGAAAGCUUCUGUGCCUGGAGCAGGAACGUCGGUGCUCCGUCAAAGAAGUGUUUGUGCAUUUUGGCCACCUUUGGAUGCUGGAUGGCCAUGGUGGUGGAAGCCACCAUCAAGCUGUGCUGAACUCGUCAUCUGAGGAGGAAGAGUUGCUGGUGGACCGUAUGAAACAGCAGACCUUGUCGCCAGUGGCCUGCACGACCAAAAAUAACGCGAUAGAGCCCGGAACAGCUGCGGCGCACCACUUCACCUCCGUGUCCACAAACAGCUCUGUGUCUUCCACGAAUAGCUACGAGCGCACAGCUAGAGACAGUCCCCCUAGCAGCCGCAUCCUGGUCACAACCCCUAUAGAGAUCUGUGUUUAGAGACUGGACAAUAUACGCAAGUUAAUUCACAGCAAAAUUAAACAAAAACAACUUUAGCGCACAACCAGACGCAUUGUCAAGAUGCUUGAACUUCCAAUCACCCACACAUGUCCUAAAAGGUGUUUGCAGAAUAAAGUUGUGCUUUCAAAUAGAUGGAAAACAAGCAGAAAAUGAUGUAAACAGUGUAGUAAAUAAAACAUUUUAUGUAAAUUAUGAGCUGUGUCUUUAUGAUUCUACAGUGUUCAGAGUUGGCUCAUAAAAUGAGACUUGCUAACAUUCCUUACAGAAAUGUAUGUUGUGCUGAUACACUGAAAUACUGUGCAGGUCAUACUUUCUAGUUCAUGGAUUAGCAAUGAUCCAAUAAAUGUGUACUGAAAGGAAGAUUCAUAGGCUUAAAUCCAGUAUAAACUCUAAAUAGAUUGGGACGAAUUAUGAGGGCUUCCCCAAAACUUCUGUAAAGCAAUAUAUGAAGCAAAAAAGAAGAAAGGAGAAUAUCUGGGAUCUACAUGAUUUUUUUUAUGUAUUUUUUAAGCAAACAUUGAAAAUUGGGCCUAUACACAAUGAUGAGAAAAUAGAAUGGAUGAUAUUUGCAGUUUGUUUAUGUGUAUUUAAGAUUUAGUGUGUACAAAUUAGUUACGUUAUUUAAGGCCUGAUUUACUAAAACAUUUGUUACAUGUAACAAAAUGAACGAUUUUCAGAAGGUUUAUUACGACAUGCUUUAAUUGCUUUUAAUUGAUCACAUCACUUAUUGCAUGUACUCAAAACGUUUAUAAAGACUCAGACUGUUGUUUUGAAUUUACUUAAUUGAUCACGUCUCUUAGAUUUUUCCGUUGAUUUGUAGUUGUUUACAAACACCAUAAAGUAGUUUCAAAUGUUUUCAAAUUAAUUUGCUUUGGUACUUUGAUGACACAGCUGUGCCAAACAUAUUAUUAUUCAGCAGUGCAUCAGAGCUUGUUUUCUCUCCCAUCAAACAGAUGUCACGUACAGUAGUUAUCUACUAUUUGUGACUGACAAGAAUUUAAAAUUAAAGAGAAAAGAUAAAAAGAUAAAUGUUUAAACAUUGUCAUAUUGAUGUUUUUUGUUAUUUAUUUAUAUAUUGGCUGUGAAAUUUGUUGCAAAAACAAAUUUUGUUUGUUUUUGAGUUGUGCAUUAUGUACUAGCGGUGGUAAACAUAUCCUUUUUGAAGAUUUACAAGUUCUUUGAUGUUUUCCCCUUUUAAUAAAGCCUUUGUUACCUGUAUUUUUUCUACAUUGUUUUAAAACAAAAGACAUUGCAGCUGUGUGCAAUCACAUUCUAAUAACUGCAUGUUCAUUUUGAAGUGAUUCAAAAUAUGUAAGAAUUGUUGUAAUGUGACGUUUGCUGUAACAAUUUCUUUUAUAAUGUUCAGAGUGCAAUUGUGCUAGAUGACCUAGGGCAAAACAUCAAGCCGAAUUACUAUUUGUUAGUUUUGUGUCGUGUUUGUGUGCUGUUGUUGUUAUUAUGUUAAUUUCCCAUUAAGAUAAAGAACUACCUGAAAAAGCCGGAAUGUAUGCAACCCCAUUAGAAGUAGAAAUAAGUAAUGCUUGCACCACUGCUGUCACAUUAUGAAAGUGAUUUUAAUUUAGGCAAUGUUGAAAGAAGAUACACUGGGCUUGCUGAGAAAUUGAGUUUGUCAUUGAAGUUAUUCAUGUCCUGAACGAACAAAAUGGUAGUUGUAUUGGAAUUGAUAGAUUUUGUGUUUAAAUGUGUUUUAUUUUGCGCGUACAUGUCUGCAUGAACGUUCAACAUGUACUGGAACCUUUUAUGAGAAAAACGUUUAGAUAUAAUUGUAUCACCUUUAAAAGUCGGUCAUUUGUCUGUAGCAGCAUAAAUAUACUGUUCUUACAUUUUGAAGACAUUUUGUGAAUCUCUGUGCAACUAGACUUGCCAUGAGAUGUCAGAUAUGAGACUUAGGGCAUUAAAUGCAGAGUCAUAUCAAGAAAGUGGCAGUGUUUUUAUCUUAUUAGCAACAAAUGUGAAGUACACACAAUAGAGGAUGAUUUUGUGGUUAUAAAGUAAUGCUCUGCUCAAGCUUUUUGGUUUUGGUGAUUUUGAUCAGCUAUUAAUGGGCUUUUAGUCAUUUCAAAACAAACUCUGAAACUCAUUUCCAAAUUCUGUCUUUGCAAUACAAGUGUCUUCCUGUAAGUUCAGAUUUAUUUUAAAAUAAAUCUUGA